Molecule: messenger RNA, 1347 nt
Organism: Euleptes europaea (tarantolino)
Lineage: Eukaryota; Metazoa; Chordata; Lepidosauria; Squamata; Sphaerodactylidae
Gene: CLEC14A
Product: C-type lectin domain containing 14A
Exons: 1
Coding region: 1-1347 (448 amino acids)
Biological process (GO): cell migration
Cellular component (GO): external side of plasma membrane; extracellular matrix
Molecular function (GO): extracellular matrix binding; extracellular matrix protein binding
Source: RefSeq, a predicted model, not a curated record
AUGCGCGGGCUCCUGCUCGCGUCGCUCGUCCUCCUGCAGCCCCUCUGGGCGCCGGGGCUGCCCGGGGAGGCCGGCCCGAGCGGGCGCGCUUGGUGCCAGGCCUCCGGGGCCUGCUACAGCGUCCACGUGGCCAGCCGGACCUUCAGCGGCGCCCAGGAGGCGUGCGCCUUGCGCGGGGGCGCGCUGAGCACGGCCAGCGGGGAGGCCGAGAUCCAGGCCGUCGUGGCCCUCCUGCGAGGGGCCGCCGGCGGGGCCGGGCCCGCCGCCUUUUGGCUGGGGCUGGCGCGGCGGCCCCCGCAGUGCACCUCCCAGGAGCUGCCGCUGCGGGGCUUCUCCUGGUCCCCCGCGGAGCCUCCGCAGAGCGGGGCCAACGCCACCCCGGCCGCCCCGCCGUGGCUGAAGGAGCCGAGCCUGUCGUGCACCACGGAGAAAUGCGCCGGCCUGCAGGCGGCGGCGGGGGGGCCCGGCCGGCCGCCGUGGGGGCUGAAGGAGCGCUCUUGCGCCAAGCCGAGCGCGGGCUACGUCUGCAAGUACCGCUACCCGGGCACGUGCCCCGCGCCUCCGCCCGGCGCCGCCCGCCUGCGCUACACGCUCCCUUCCCGCCUGCAAAGCGCCGAGCUGGCCUUCAGCCCGCCGGGCACGGUGCUCAGCCUGCGGUGCCUCGCGGGGGAAGCGCGGCUCACUUGCCGGGCCUCGCCCGACGGCUACCGCUGGGAAGGCGCGGGCCGAGGCCUGUGCUCCUGCCCCGGCGGCUACUGGAGCCCCGGCGAGCAGCGGUGCGUCGACGGCGCGGCCUGCCUGGGCGCCCCAGGCGCGCUCCUCUGCGUCUGCGCCUGGGGCUUCCGCUUGGCGGCCGACGAGAGGUCCUGCCUGCCGGCCGAGGGGACGGCGGCCCCGGAGCCCCCUGGCCUGGUCACUGCCACGGCAGGCGGGCCUUUGCCGUCCAGCCCGCCGGGGGACGGCAGCAGCUCCCGGGCGCCCUGGGCCCCUGGCGAGGCCAACCGCAGCGCCCCUGCGGCCGAGGCGGCCUCCCAGUCUACCCACUACGUCUUUCUCCUGGUCACGCUGGCCGUGGUGCUGCUGGUGAUCCUGGUCAUGGCCUCGCUGCAGGUGUUCAGGUCGUGCUUGGGGCUCUGCUCCUGCAAGGGAGGGCCGGCCGGCAAGGGGCUCGCGCCGUCUGCGGCGCCCGAAGGCGACCUGGAAGCCUCGGCCACGCGCACCAGCUCCGAGCGCUCCUUGGGGCCCAGCAAGGCCGAGUCCGCCGAGGCGUCCGAACCGGUGGCUGGGCAGGCGCCGUUGGAAGAGCCCGAAGGGGACUGGGGUGGUUCUCCCGAAACAGCGGCCUAG